This is a messenger RNA of Argentina anserina (silverweed cinquefoil), 3320 nucleotides long. Its product is annotated as putative pentatricopeptide repeat-containing protein At1g13630. Bases 181 to 2640 code for a protein of 819 amino acids. Gene Ontology annotation, molecular function: protein binding; mRNA binding. The transcript is spliced from 5 exons. The record is from RefSeq and is a predicted model, not a curated record. Lineage: Eukaryota; Viridiplantae; Streptophyta; Magnoliopsida; Rosales; Rosaceae.
GCCGGGAAGCCACAACGGCUCCCUUAAACCCUAAACCCCCCAAAACCGACUCUCCCUCACUAAAGCUUCAAUCUUUAAUGUCCUCUCUCUUUACCCACAUCUCUCUCCUCUCAGAUUUCCCAAUUCCUUAAAAGCCCAACACCUCUUAGCUUUCGCGUAAACCCUAAACCCCCAAUUUCUAUGCUCAAUUUCAUCCAUAGAUGGAAGAAACCCACCCUUCUUCUCCAAAACUCUCGAACCCUCUAUUCCCUCAUCUUCACUAAACCCUCCUCCGCCGCCGCCGGCCCAAUUGGCGCUACCAGUGUCGCCGAGCUCAUCACCGGCCUGAGAACAUUUGGCCUGGGUCGAAUUCGAGGUGAUCAUUACUAUAGGAGCAUUAUUUCGAGCUUGAAUCAGACCCAGGUGGAUUCAAUUGUCGAAAGGUUGAGUCUUGAGGACCCUGAAUCGGGCUUCGGGUUGUUCAGUUUGUUGAGGAAUGAGUGUGGUUUUCGGCUUUCGAGGGCUUCGAUUUUCACAGUUGCUCAUGCUUUCGGGGCGAAGAGGCGGUUCGAGGAAUUACAUUUGCUUGUGAAGCAAAUGGUGGAGGAGGAAGGUUGUGGUUCUGCAACAUCACUUUGUGAGCUGCUGUUGAGCAGAUUUAGCAAAUGGGGCUCGAGUGGUGUAGUGUGGGAUGUUUUGGCGUUUUCGUAUUCGAAAAGUGAGAUGGUGUAUGAUGCCCUGACUGUUCUUGCUAAGAUGAAAGAUCUGAAUUUGAAAAUUUCCACUUUGACGUAUAAUUGCUUGUUGUAUAAUCUAAGGCACACGGAUAUGAUGUGGAAUGUGUAUGAUGAAAUAAAGGAUAGUGGAGCUCCUGAGAGUGAGUAUACGAAUUCUAUACUUGUAGAUGGAUUGUGUGAGCAAGCCAGCAUACAAGAUGCGGUUUCGUUCCUCAUGGAAACUCAAAGGGAGGAGAGUGUGGCUUCAGUUGUUUCGUUCAAUACCAUUAUGUCAAGGUUCUGUAAAUUGGGUUUUGUGGAUAUUGCAAAGUCAUUUUUUUGUAUGAUAUUCAAGUAUGGACUACGUCCAGAUUCGUAUAGUUAUAAUAUUCUUAUACAUGGGCUGUGUGUAGCAGGUUCGUUGGAAGAGGCUUUGGAGCUUACACAAGACAUGAAAAGGCAUGGGCUAUACCCUGACACAGUGACCUACAAUACUCUUUGUAAAGGGUUUCGUCUACUUGGUUUAAUGACCGGAGCUCAGCAGGUCAUUCAGAGAAUGUUGGUUAAAGGAUUGAAUCCUGACCAUGUUACAUAUACAAUUCUAAUAUGUGGGCACUGUCAUUCUGGCAAUAUUGAGGACGCCCUUAAGCUUCGGGAAGAGAUGCGUUCAAGGGGUUUUCAAUUGAGCGUCAUCCUGUAUAGUGUAUUGCUCAGCAGUUUGUGUAAAAGUGGACGAAUAGAGGAAGCAUUAAGAUUGCAUUAUGAGAUGGAAGCUGUUGGCUUGGAACCAGAUCUUGUAACAUGUUCCAUUCUCAUUCAUGCCCUAUGCAAGCAAGGAAGUGUUCAAAGGGCUAUUCAAAUAUAUAGAAAAAUGUACUUGAAGAGAAUAAUUCCCCGUUACUCAGCACACCGCGCUAUUCUCUUAGGUCUGCGUCAGAAAGGGAAUAUAUCUGAGGCAAGGAAGUACUUUGAUACUCUAACAACAGUCACAGAGGAUAUUGUUUUGUAUAAUAUUAUGAUGGAUGGCUAUGUGAAGCUUGGUAAUGUUGCAGCAGCCUUACAGUUAUAUGAACAAACAGUUGAAGAAGGAAUAACUCCUACCGUAGUCACGUUCAAUACGCUUAUCUAUGGUCUCUGCAACAGUGGAAAACUAGUUGAGGCCCAACAGAUGUUGAAUACCAUUGAGCUGCAUGGAAUGCUACCCAGUCCAGUUACUUAUACAACUCUUAUGAAUGGUUACUGUGAACAGGGAAACAUUCAUGGAAUGCUUGAAUUGCUCCGGGAGAUGGAAGUAAAAGCUGUAGAUCCAACCCAUGUAACUUAUACUGUAAUUAUCAAAGGGCUCUGCAAAAAGAGGAAGCUGCAAGAGGCUGUUCACAUAGUUGAGAAAAUGUAUGCGAAAGACCUAAUCCCAGAUCAGAUCACAUAUAAUACCAUCAUUCAAUGUUUCUGCAAAGCUCGAGACUUGAAGACAGCUUUUCUGUUGCACAGUGAGAUGUUAAUGCAUAAUCUCAAGCCUACUCCUGCUACAUAUAAUGUUCUCAUCAAUGGUCUUUGUGUGUAUGGUGACCUGGAUGAUGCUGACAGGCUAUUGGGUUUUCUUGAAGACGACAACAUCAAUUUGACAAAAGUUGCUUAUACAACACUAAUUAAAGCACAUUGUGCAAAGGGUUAUGCACGUAGGGCAGUGGAGAUCUUCAAUCGGAUGGUGGAGAAAGGGUUUGAAAUAUCCAUGAGAGAUUAUAGUGCUGUAAUUAAUAGGUUAUGCAAAAGGUCUCUAAUAAAUGAAGCAAAAUAUUUUUUCUGUAUGAUGCUAUCUGAUGGGAUAUCUCCUGAUCGAGAGCUCUGUAAGGUGAUGCUCAAUGCUUUCCGUCAAAACGGGGAUUCAAGUUCACUACAUGAACUCCUUGCUGAGAUGAUCAAAGCUGGCUUUCUUCCUGAUUAAUCCAUGGAGGAGGUGAUAUUGCUUGGCAUUUGCCUCUCGAAAAAGUUGUUCACUGGCUUAUAAGAAAGGGGUUCAAGCCAUGAGCUUUCAGGCCACCCUCUUUCCUUCCGGACAAGGUCCUUUAAGAGAUGCAAAGAAGUGAAAUCUGAUCUGGCAUAAACUGCAGCUCCUGUUUGUGGCAUUUUCCUAAUAUGGGACUCUAAAGAUAGUUCCAGAAGCCAGCAAAGCAUUGAUAAAGAGCCUCCCUGGCAGAUGGCGUCAAAACUGGUUCAAAGAAAUCUCUCCAGAUUGUUUUAUUCCCUGAAAAUUGAGUUCUCAAACUAUUUGCUGGGAAAAAGUGCAAGUCAUGCAUGUAUCUGUCUCAUGCCUUCCAGAAAGGCCACCUCCUUGAGUUCCGCUUGAAUUGUAUUCGUCGGGACUAUAUAGCUAAGGCAGUGGGGAUUAUUCAAUGCUGAAAAAGGAGCUGUGAGGCGGGUUUCUUCUAAAAAAACCUAACACAUACGGCUUGCCUGCCUCUUGAAAUCACGGCCGAAUUCAGUAAGGUGGAUUGGUCAUCAUGCUCUCCUCGCUUCAGGAUAGCAUGGUCAUCAGCAAGAGCAUAACAGGUACUUCUUGCAGUGCAGUCUGAAAUUUAUAUUAUUUCACUCACAAGUGAUAAUUUGCUACACUUAGAUUUUUUA